AUGGGGAGGGCAGCGCCGAGCCAGAGCAGUUCGCUGCGGGCUGCUCCGGAGCACGUGGCUCCCCGUUCGCCUGUCCCUCCUGAGGUCCCUCCGCCGGCUGCUGCUCCUCCUCCUCUCGUCCCUGCCCCGUCCGCUCCUUCACCUUCCGUAGCCCCGCCGGCUCCCGGCUCCCGCCUGCAUCUGCCGCCAGUUCCGCCUGUCGCGGGGGUAGAGUUCGUGGCAGCGGGUGGUGGCGCGGCGGCGGCUCAGUAUGCAGCUGAUGAGUCGCUCCCGUUCCUGGCGGCGGCUCUACAGCCUCCGCAGACGCGCGUUCCCGAGACAACGCUUGGUCAGCUCCACCGUCUCGCGGAGAGCCUGCAUGCUCUGCUUCUGAUUCAGGUGCUUGCGCACUCAUCUCUUCCUGCUGUCCCCCCCGAGUCCUUUCGCAGCCACCUGCGUGACCCGUGCCUCGACGCGGCUGACCAGCUCGCGGUGCUGCUGGCGCCCGUGCUGGCUGCGCCCGCGGAGGGAGGCGCUGCUGCCGCGGGACAGCUUGGCGAGGCUGUCCGUGGACUGCGGCGACACUUGCACGCAGGAUCUGGAGCCGCGGCGAUCGGCGCAAGCACUCUCGUGGUCCGGGAGCUUUGGCGCUCCCUGACGGGCAUUCUUCAUGCCCUUGGGGCUCACCGCAUGUAG
Closterium sp. Yama58-4 is the source of this 675-nucleotide messenger RNA. NCBI's taxonomy places the organism in Eukaryota, Viridiplantae, Streptophyta, Zygnematophyceae, Desmidiales, Closteriaceae. The record is from the annotation of a GenBank genome assembly.